Musa acuminata subsp. malaccensis (wild Malaysian banana) is the source of this 2633-nucleotide messenger RNA. RefSeq names its product probable methyltransferase PMT21. The record is from RefSeq and is a predicted model, not a curated record. Gene Ontology annotation, cellular component: endosome; trans-Golgi network; cytoplasm. Gene Ontology annotation, molecular function: methyltransferase activity. Lineage: Eukaryota; Viridiplantae; Streptophyta; Magnoliopsida; Zingiberales; Musaceae.
CUCCCUCCCUCCCUCCGUGUCUCGGCCACGAUCGUGUCAGGCGGUUGUUCUCGAUUCAUCCUGUUUUGGGGUCGUCGCCGUCAGAGGCCAGCUGUCAAACAGAAACAAACAAGUUAAAGAAAGCUGCGUCUCUCUAUGGGCGAUUCGUUUGGCGUAUAAAUAAAUGUCAGUGUUUCGAUUCGGGCCAUCAGCCGUCGUUGGAUGAACUGAGAUCUCUCCCUCUCUCCACAUACCGCAAUCCCCUUCCCUCGCCGCCUCUUCCGAUCCGGAGACAGAGCGAGGGAGUGGACUGAGGCGAAGCGAAGAGGCGCAUCGGUAUCCGAGGAAGGAAAAAAGAAUGAAGAACAAAGAUACUAAAUCAUCAGCAUAUCACGAUACAAGUUCUAGGAUCAUCCCGAUGACUAUAAUGCUCAUUGUCCUAUGUGGAUUUUCAUUCUAUCUUGGAGGCAUCUAUUUCUCUGAAAAAAAUAGAUUCUUUAAACAGGAUGUUGCACCAGCGAUUCUGCAUAAGAAAUCUGUACUAGCUCCUCUUCGGAUUGAAUCUGUGGAAUUCCCUGAGUGCAGUAGUGACUAUCAAGAUUACACACCAUGCACAGACCCCAAGAGAUGGAAGAAGUAUGGCAACUACAGGCUUAGUUUUAUGGAGCGCCAUUGCCCGCCAAUGGUUGAGAGGAAAGAAUGUUUAGUACCACCUCCUGCUGGGUAUAAGGUUCCUAUCAGAUGGCCAAAGAGUAGAGAUCAAUGUUGGUACAGAAAUGUUCCAUAUGAUUGGAUAAACAACCAGAAAUCAAAUCAGCACUGGCUUAGAAAAGAAGGAGAAAAGUUCAUUUUUCCAGGUGGAGGUACUAUGUUUCCCAAUGGAGUUGGUGCUUAUGUUGACCUGAUGCAAGAUCUUAUUCCUGGAAUGAAGAAUGGAACUAUCCGAACUGCCAUUGAUACAGGGUGUGGGGUUGCAAGCUGGGGUGGUGAUUUGUUAGAUCGUGGAAUUUUAACUGUUUCUCUUGCACCCAGAGAUAAUCAUGAGGCUCAAGUACAGUUUGCCCUUGAACGUGGCAUUCCAGCAAUUUUAGGCAUCAUUUCUACUCAACGUCUCCCAUUCCCAUCAAAUUCAUUUGAUAUGGCACACUGCUCCAGAUGUCUUAUUCCAUGGACAGAAUUUGAUGGAAUUUAUCUGCUAGAAAUACACCGAAUACUUCGACCUGGUGGCUUCUGGGUACUCUCUGGCCCUCCAGUAAACUAUGAAAACAGAUGGCGUGGAUGGAACACUACAGUGGAAGAACAGAAAGCCAAUUUUGACAAAAUAAAAAAAUUGUUAACCAGCAUGUGCUUCAAACUCUACCAAAUAAAGGAUGACAUUGCCGUGUGGCAGAAAUCUGUAGAUAACAGUUGCUAUGAUCAACUCAAUCCAUCUUCUUUUCCACCAAAAUGUGAUGACAGCAUGGAUCCAGAUUCAGCAUGGUACAUACCACUUAGAACUUGCUUGAAUGUUCCAAGCCAAAAGUUGAAGAAGUUGGCACUAAAAUCUGCUCCAAGAUGGCCCAAACGGCUACAUAUGGCUCCAGAACGUAUUGCUGUGGUCCCUGGUGGGAAUUCUGGUGGAUUCAAGCACGAUGACAGCAAGUGGAAGGUGAGAGUAAAACAUUAUAAGACACUGCUUCCGGCCCUUGGAAGUGAUAAAAUCCGAAAUGUUAUGGAUAUGAAUACACUAUACGGAGGAUUUGCAGCAGCACUCAUCAGUUAUCCUGUGUGGGUAAUGAACGUUGUCUCCUCAUAUGGUCCAAAUUCUCUCGGUGUGGUCUAUGACAGGGGGCUCAUAGGAACCUACCAUGAUUGGUGUGAGGCAUUUUCAACAUAUCCUCGAACAUAUGACCUCCUGCAUUUUGAUGGGCUAUUUACUGCAGAAAGUCACAGGUGUGAGAUGAAAUAUGUGCUCCUCGAGAUGGAUCGUAUUCUGCGUCCAAAUGGGUACGUGAUAAUUCGUGAGUCAAACUAUUUCGUUGAAGCGAUAGCAAGCAUUGCCAAAGGCAUUCGAUGGGAUUGUCAGAAACAUGACACAGAAUACAAUGUAGAGAAGGAGAAGCUAUUAAUAUGUCAGAAGAAACUAUGGUAUGCAAAACAAGGUCAGCGGUGAGAAACCAAAUCUUAGUAUUCAAUCCUGAAAUAGAAACAUAGCAAAAAAAAAAAAAAUCAUUAGAAGCGCUCCACUAUUAAAAACAAAAAAAAAAAGAUUUCCAUAAUGUUCCUCGUAUCAUGCUUGGGCACACUUGAAAUUUUACAACUGGAGGUGCGGCCUGUCCUGACUGCUAAUACCUUUAUGACAGUCACAAAAGUUACUGGAAUAAUAGUUCUUCAAAGUUUCAAAUCGUCAUAUAUUCCUUUUAGAAGGAUUCCAAAAUUUGGAGGGUGGGAUUCAGGGUUUAAAAUGUAGUUGUAUUGUGUAUAUUGGAUAAGUAUGUGAGGCCUUGACUUGGAUAGGAUGAGCUUUACAAUACAGCGAAUUGUAUGUUUCUGGUGUCAUAAGGUGUAUCUCAACUUUUUAGUGUUGCAAUUUGCUUCGAGAUUGUAUACCAUAUCAUGUUUGUAACUGAAUUGACUAUUAUUUUGUUGGAAUAUUAAAUUAAACUUGAUGAUUA